Messenger RNA from Aspergillus puulaauensis, 1380 nucleotides. RefSeq names its product fungal specific transcription factor domain-containing protein. The transcript has 5 exons. Gene Ontology annotation, molecular function: DNA binding; zinc ion binding. Gene Ontology annotation, biological process: DNA-templated transcription. NCBI's taxonomy places the organism in Eukaryota, Fungi, Ascomycota, Eurotiomycetes, Eurotiales, Aspergillaceae. The coding region runs from base 1 to 1380 and encodes 459 amino acids. The record is from RefSeq and is a predicted model, not a curated record.
AUGCUUCUCAUUGAGGAUCCACCAAUCGAGGUAGCAUCACCGGAUGCAAGCGAUUCAGGCUCGGAAUACAAUACCGUGUGCAACCCGCUGUCUAGGAUAGCAGUCGACAGGCUCUGUGACGAGCCCUUGUUCCAAGUCCCGUGCAAACCCUGGACCAUUACCACGGAUGAUGAUCACCUUAUCUCGAGCUUGAUAUCUUUGUAUUUCACGUGGCAUCAUCCCCUGAUGCAAGUAGUUGACCAGGAGAUGUUCCUGCGAGAAAUGAGUGCGGGAGACUUGGCUUCGGAGUUCUGCAGUCCUGUCCUUGUGAAUAGUAUCCUAGCAGUGGCUAGUAUUUAUUCGGAUUACGCUGAGACAUAUGCCGUUCCUGGUGAUGCAACAUCCAGAGGCCAGAAUUUCUUCAGGGAAGCAGAAGGACGGUGGAGGGCUGAGGAGGGCCGGCCUUCAUUGGCAAAUAUCCAAGCCUUGGCCUUGAUGAGCCACAACUUAAACCUCCAGGGUAAGGAUAAUUCUAGCUGGCUUCACCUCCGACAAGCCGUGCAGCUUGGGCAAGAUAUCGGCAUCUUCGAAUCUCCACCGUCACCUUAUUGCGAAUGGGACCGAAUGCCUGAUCAUGUCAAGCGCACUAGCGCAAAGACUGGCUGGGCCAUCUUCAUCCUGAACUCGGAUAUGUGUUUAGAGCAUGGCCGAAUGCCAAACAUGAGUACUCCGAGAUUGUCGCGUGAUAAAAUUGACGAUGUUGAAGAAGACAGCGUCUGGGUCCCAUACUAUGCGUUCUCGGACGGUAUAGACUUUCCCAAGAAGCCGUCUUUUCUUCAUUAUGUUUUUGCUGGAUUAGCUGAGCUGGCCAAAACCCUCGUGGACAUCCAGAACCUCUUUUUCGGCAGGGCUCCAGAUAUAAGCAUCCACGAGAUCUGGGCAGAGGCGAGUCCGUUAUACGACCGGGUUGAAGCCUUCCGUAAGAGCCUGCAGGAUCCAGCAGUUCUCGACGACCAGCCUGCCCCUCAAAUGAUUUUUCUGCAUAUCAAAUGCCACCAUAUCGCCAUUUCGCUGCUCGGCCUCGUGCUGGAGCAGCAAGACUCGAAGCCUUCGCUGGAUUCAGUGAUAAUAGAAGAACUGAAGUUGAACCGGAUCCAUGCUGUGAAGCAGAUCGCUCUAUAUCUGCGGUUGUAUAGUAAACAUUACGGUCUACCGCAAACACCGAGUUUGUUCUUUAGCCCUAUAAAAACAUGUUUGGUCGCCUUGCUUGCGUCGUUAGACACGAUCUCGACCGAAAUCAUUUCCAGCGAACUACACCAGAUGCUAUUAUCCUUUGGUGGGAGGUUUCCCGCUGCCAGAGAGGUCAUACACCAGAUUGACGCUGUCCAAUUCAAUAUUUGA